This is a messenger RNA of Parathielavia appendiculata, 2472 nucleotides long. RefSeq names its product glycoside hydrolase family 63 protein. Lineage: Eukaryota; Fungi; Ascomycota; Sordariomycetes; Sordariales; Chaetomiaceae. The record is from RefSeq and is a predicted model, not a curated record. Gene Ontology annotation, molecular function: Glc3Man9GlcNAc2 oligosaccharide glucosidase activity. Gene Ontology annotation, cellular component: endoplasmic reticulum membrane. Bases 1 to 2472 code for a protein of 823 amino acids. The transcript is spliced from 3 exons. Gene Ontology annotation, biological process: protein N-linked glycosylation; oligosaccharide metabolic process.
AUGGCGGAGGGCCGCCAAUUGAGCUCCAUGCUCGUGUUUUUUUGGCUCAAUGCCCUCUUCGCUGGGCUGGGCCUUGCAGCUGACGACGGCGAAUUCAACCUCCACAGCGAGAUCGGCCUCCAGAACAACCAGAGCUUGCUAUGGGGGCCCUACAGACCCAACCUCUACUUUGGCGUGCGCCCCAGGAUACCCAAGAGCCUGAUGACCGGCUUGAUGUGGGGCAAGGUCGAGACAUACUCGGAUUUCCAGACCUCAAUACGGUACACGUGCGAACAAAAUGAAGGCAUGAAGGGGUACGGUUGGGAGGAAUAUGACCCCAGGCGCGGCGGCAUCCAAACGAUACACGACAUCGAGAACCACAUCGAUCUGACCACCUCCUUCGUCAAGGUCCCCGGCGGCGCGCACGGCGGCAACUGGGCGGCGAGGAUCAAGGGUGUUCUUAAUAAGGAUGCGCUUAAGGAGCAGAAGACGAUUGUCGUUAUCUACGUCACGCAGGAAGGGGAGAGCUCGGUGCUCCAGGCCUCGCCCCCUGAUGAUGAGUUCGGAUACGAAGGCGACGUCACACUCACAGGGCACUCUGAGACGCUCGGCAACUACAAGCUUGUCAUCACGAAAGGCAGGGGAGUCCAGCCCCAGAGCGACCACGACCUCUCGACAAUCCGCGGACCAGGCCAGACCGUCGUCCAAUCAUUGAUCUAUCCUGAGGAGCACAUCUGGCAGGCGAAGCCUAUUCUGUUCAAGCAACUCAAGGAGGGCGUGGAUUGGCUGGUCGAGAACAAAUACGACGCCGUCGACCCUCCGCCCCCAUGGCAGGUCUACCAGCUCGCCAACCGCCCGGGCACCGGAAAUGUCCAUAUUGUGCAGAAGGUAUUUGAGGGUGAUUUUGAGUUUGAGGUUAUCUUUUCGAGCGAGUCCGCCGGCAAGGAGCUCACGAGUGAUGAUAUCACAAGGGAAGUCAAAGAGGCCACCGAGUCCUUUAGCGAGCGCUUCUCGCGCGUGUUCCCCCUGAAGCCACCGUUCAACGCCGAAAAUUACAAGAAGUUUGGCAGGAGCAUGUUCUCCAAUUUGAUCGGAGGCAUCGGCUACUUCUACGGACAUUCGGUCGUGGACCGCUCCUAUGCGCCUGAGUAUGAUGAGGAGAACGAAGGCUUCUGGGAGGAAGCCGCCGAAGCACGAGCCCGCAACCAGCAGGGCUUGGAAGGCCCGUACGAGCUGUUCACGAGCAUUCCCUCGCGGCCUUUCUUUCCCCGAGGCUUCCUGUGGGACGAAGGCUUCCACCUGCUUCCCAUCGCCGACUGGGACAUGGAUCUCACCCUGGAAAUUGUCAGGAGCUGGUUCAACCUUAUAGACGAAGACGGCUGGAUCGCCCGUGAGCAGAUCCUCGGCGCUGAAGCCCGCAGCAAAGUGCCCGCCGAGUUCCAGACUCAAUACCCACACUACGCUAACCCGCCGACCCUUUUUUUCAUCAUAGACGUCUUCGUUGACAAGCUCCGCAAGACCAACGGUACCCUGCCGGCCGGCCUGGAGCACCUCUCCCAAGAUGAAACACUCGCCACCGCGUCCCUCAACAAUCCUGAGGUCGGGCUCCAACACCUCCGCCGCCUCUACCCUCUCCUGCAGCGCCAGUUUAACUGGUUCCGCAAGACGCAAGCCGGCGAUGUCAAGUCGUACGACCGCGAGGCCUACUCCGCCAAGGAAGCCUACCGCUGGCGCGGCCGCACCGUUACGCACUGCCUGACGAGCGGGCUGGACGACUACCCGCGCCCGCAGCCGCCGCACCCGGGCGAGCUGCACGUCGACCUGCUGUCGUGGGUUGGAGUCAUGUCCAAGUCGCUCGCCAACGUCGCCGACGCGCUGGGCCACGCCGAGGACGCGGAUGGAUACAAAAAGAUCCUCACAGCCAUUGAGCGCAACCUGGACGACCUACAUUGGUCCGAGAAGGACGGAUGCUACUGCGACGCCACCGUCGACGAGUUCGAAGAGAACAAGCUGGUCUGCCACAAGGGCUACAUCUCGCUGUUCCCCUUCCUGAUGGGGCUGCUACGGCCCGACAGCCCCAAGCUGGGCAGAUUGCUGCAGCUGAUGGGCGACGAGGAGGAGCUGUGGAGCCCGCACGGCCUGCGUAGUCUGAGCAAGCGUGACGAGCUGUACGGGACAAAGGAAAAUUACUGGCGCAGCCCGGUGUGGAUCAACAUUAACUAUCUGGGAAUUGUGCAGCUCUAUAACGUCGCAACCCUGGAGGGCCCGCACAAGGAGACAGCGAGGGAUUUGUACUCGCGGCUCCGGAAGAACAUCGUGGACACGGUGUACAAGAGCUGGGAGGAGACGGGAUUCGCGUGGGAGCAGUACAACCCGGAGACGGGCAAGGGCCAGCGCACGCAGCACUUUACUGGCUGGACCAGUUUGGUGGUGAAGAUCAUGGCCAUGGAGGACCUCGAGGGCAAAGCGGGUUAUGUGAGGGAUGAGCUGUAG